Molecule: messenger RNA, 846 nt
Organism: Dentiscutata erythropus
Lineage: Eukaryota; Fungi; Glomeromycota; Glomeromycetes; Diversisporales; Gigasporaceae
Source: the annotation of a GenBank genome assembly
AUGAGUGAUGAAGAGGGAAAACCUAAAAUUGAUUUCUUGGUAGUUUGGGCUCUCGGUGCUUAUCCAGUAGAGCAAAAAGAUUAUAACAUUGAAAUGUCUUUGUUUGUACCUUUAAAUUCGGAAGAAAGAGAUUUAGAGAUUCAAGUGAUCUUUGAAAAGGAUAGUUUUUUUUGCGUAGGUGGUAAAAUUAUUCUUGGGUUUAUAAUGGUUGUUGAAUCUAAUAAAUGUCCUUUAAAAGUUUCUUUGGUUGGAGUUCCGCAGGAGAUGCCUAUUGAGAUUAAAGAUGAUAUUGUUAUUAAUACAUAUGAUUCGUCCCAGGAAUCUUUGAUUUUUGUAGUUGGGCAGUUAGAGAUAAUUAGGAAUGAAUUUUACGUAUAUUCUAAAGAUAUUAAUUAUGUUGAUACACAUUUUAGUAAUAAGAAGAGAUUCUUGGAUGGAAAUAUUUCUCAGAAUUCAUCAGUUUCUAAAAGUUCGAUUCGUUCUAAGCUUUUAGCUACUCAUCAAAAUAUUGUUGGUGAUUCUGAAGAGAAGUUAGACAAUAAAACUUCUGUCGACUCGAAUAAUUUUGUGGAUAAUUAUGAUUUUAAUGCUGCAGGUAGUUCUUGUUCAGCGAAACAUGCAAAGUUCGAUGAUUUUGAUGAAUCUUUCGAUGAUACUUCAGUAAAUUUUGAAUCUAAGUCUCGUAGUAAAGAGGAUGGUUGUUUGUCUGGUUGUGAAGAAGAAGGAGUUAAGGAAGCUGUAAAAGAUAGUAAGAAUAAAAGAAAUUUUUCACGUAGUGAAGGUAAAAAACCAGUUGAACGAUCUUUACAUAGUAGUUUACGUGGGUCGAAUUCAGUUAAAACUUAA